Messenger RNA from Orbicella faveolata, 1340 nucleotides. Its product is annotated as meiotic nuclear division protein 1 homolog. Gene Ontology annotation, biological process: reciprocal meiotic recombination. Lineage: Eukaryota; Metazoa; Cnidaria; Anthozoa; Scleractinia; Merulinidae. The record is from RefSeq and is a predicted model, not a curated record. Gene Ontology annotation, molecular function: double-stranded DNA binding. Gene Ontology annotation, cellular component: nucleus.
CAAAAUUAAAUUUGUCCGCCAUUAUUGAAAGAAGCUUUGCUGAGAGUUUUACUCCCACAAGCAUGUCAAAGAAGCGUGGGCUGAGUUUGGAAGAGAAGAGGACGCGCCUUUUGGAACUGUUCUUUGAGAAAAAAGAGUUCUUUCUACUCAAGGAGCUUGAAAAAAUUGCUCCCAAGGAAAAAGGAAUCACAUCCAUGUCUGUUAAGGAAGUCUUACAAAGCUUGGUUGAUGACAAUCUUGUGGAUACUGAUAAAAUUGGUACUUCCAUUUAUUUCUGGGCUUACCCAAGCAAGGCAUUGCAUACAAGACAACAGAAACUACAGCAACUCACUGAGCAAAUACAUGAAUGUGAAAAGAAAAUUGCCUCCACCACAAAACUUCUGAAACAAGCCAAUAGUGGCAGAGAGCAGUCUGGUGACAGAGAUGCCAUUCUUCAAGAGCUAUUGCAGAAGGAAAAGCUGUGUAAAGAACAGGAACAAGAGCUUGAGAGAUAUAGAGAAUGUGACCCAGAAGUGCUGGAAAACAUGCAAAAGGAAACAGUAAUGGCAAAAGAAGGUGCAAAUCGCUGGACUGACAAUGUUUUUACCAUCAAGUCCUGGUGUGUCAGGAAGUUUGGAUUGGAAGAGAAAAUGAUUGACAAGAAUUUUGGAAUUCCAGAAGACUUUGAUUAUGUGGAAUAGAUUGAGAUACAGCUAGCUCACAAUGUAAAUAAAGUUGCUAUAAAGAUACAUCUUUUUGGUUUUUUGUGUUCUCUCUGAAGUCAAGUUUAUCUGUUUGGAAACACCCUGAAAUAAAGCAUGUGAUGAAAGCCGUACUUGAGAAUGAUUUUAUAUCUUGAUGGGAACAUAGAGCUAGCAGGAACUGUUGACAUAAUAAUGAUAGCACGAGGAAAGAAACUUUACAUUUUGAUAAUCAAAAUUAAUGAGAUUUUCUUUUCUUUUUCUUGCAGUGUUUCUGAAAAGAGAUAAAAUCAUUUUCUCCAUCUUUCUAUUUAAACAGAAAGACUCAUCAACUGAGUGCAUCUGCAACAGCAACUGAUCCUAAUAGUCUGGAAAUCAAAACAUUAAACUUAGACACUUGUGCCAAGUAUUUGAAUUGGAUUCCGGAGUCAGUUCUUGAUGCCAUUUUAUCUAUACUGUAGGUUUCUCCAAAUUACACACUGCAAGUGAUGUUAUCAACCCAAGAGCAAGAAUAAUUAAGCCAUGUGAUGUUUGAACAAUUUAUAAACCACUGAACCUGAAAGGCCCCCAGUCAUUUUCGAUGUCAUCAAAAUUAUUGAUAUUACAUGGUGAAGUGAAUUUUAUUGCUUUACUGUAAAUUGUGUUCCUGAAAGUAUGUUU